UCUGUUGUUCCUUUGUAUCAGUUUUGUUGUCGUUUUUGUUGUUUUUGUUUUCCUCUUGAGGAGGACUCAUUGCUCUGCGGGAAGGGCUACCAGAAUUGCAUCAUGGGGACACUGGGCAGAGUGGUGUUCUCGCUGGGCAAGGCUGCCCGCUCUACCGGCCAAGCCCUCGAUCGACUUGGCUCCCGCUUGCAAGGCGGCUACGUGUUCAAAGACGAAGAUUGGGUGAGGGCUGAUGUGUACCAGGCGGGGAGCGAAUUUCUUUCCAAGCAUCAAACUAUAUUGGGCAUAUUUAACAAGAAGCCUGUCAUUGAGGAGUCUGCAUUUGUGGCUCCCGGUGCUUCUGUUGUUGGAGAAGUGCAAAUUGGGGAGAAUUCUUCAAUCUGGUACGGGUGCGUUCUACGAGGUGAUGUUCAUCAGAUCAAAGUGGGUGCUGAGUCAAAUAUUCAAGACAACACUGUGGUUAAUGUGCCGAAAACCAAUGUGAGCAGCAGUAUUGAGCCUACCAUCAUUGGCAACAGAGUCACUAUCGGACACAAUUCAGUGCUUCAUGCGUGCACUGUAGAGGACGAGUCUUUUGUUGGCAUGGGCUCCACCAUUCUGGACGGAGCCGUCGUGGAGAAGGGCGCUAUGGUGGCUGCUGGUUCUGUAGUCGCAGAAAAAACUCGCGUUCCUUCUGGCCAGAUUUGGGCGGGUAGCCCUGCCAAAUUUUUGAGGGAUCUCACAGCCGAAGAGCGGUCAUCCCUUACAGUAAAUGCCAGUAUUUAUACAGAUUUGGCGGAGGUUCAUGCUUUUGAGAAUCGGAAGACAGCUGGGGACAUUGAGGCUGACAAGGCUCUGAGGAGGAAGUGGGAAAUUCAGUCUGAUGACUAUGACUCUCACUUGGGUAUUGUCCGCUCCAAGAAGCCGGACAUUGCGUUUCCCAACAAUAUGAUUUCAAAGGGUGCUCAUUAACUCGUGUUAGUUUUCAUUGUUUUAUUUGUUCUCUCAUUGAGUGGAAGUGUUUUGUGGUCAUUAAUAAAACUUGGACCCAUACGUUAACCUCCUCGUU
Molecule: messenger RNA, 1048 nt
Organism: Physcomitrium patens
Lineage: Eukaryota; Viridiplantae; Streptophyta; Bryopsida; Funariales; Funariaceae
Product: gamma carbonic anhydrase 2, mitochondrial
Source: RefSeq, a predicted model, not a curated record